GGGCAUGGGGGGCUGGGGUAUGACCUCAGAUCUGAGUCUUUGGUACUGAAUCACGUGGCAGCCCAGGAGGCCACCCAGCCCAGCCGGAGGACACCUCACUGCCCAGGACAGGAGCUGAACCUGCACUGUUCCCAGCCGCAUCUUCCCCCCACAGAGGCCAGCAGAGCUGCCUGGCAGAGCCAGAUCCCGGGAGUCAGCCCAGCCCCAAGGAGGGAGGGCAGAGGCUGGGAGUGGCGCCAGGGCUUGGCCCAGGUGGCAGGAGUAGGCGGGGCCCCUGCCUGGGCUCUGUCCGCCUGAGUGUCAGGCUCACUCGUCCACCACUUCGCCCUCGCCAUCACUGCACCCUCGCGGUCACCAUCCAAGCCCCAGGCUGGCCACCUCCGAAGCCCCUGACACCAUGGAGGAGUGGGACGUGCCCCAGAUGAAGAAGGAGGUGGAGAGUCUCAAGUACCAGCUGGCCUUCCAGAGGGAGAUGUCAUCCAAGACCAUCCCCGAGCUCCUCAAGUGGAUCGAGGAGGGGAUCCCCAAGGACCCCUUCCUGAACCCGGACCUGAUGAAGAGCAACCCGUGGGUGGAGAAGGGCAAGUGCGCCAUCCUAUGAGGCCCCCCGACUCUACCUCCCGGGAACCAGGACAACUCUGCGAGGGUCGGACUUUUAUAAAGAC
This is a messenger RNA of Phacochoerus africanus (Common warthog), 665 nucleotides long. It is a transcript of the gene GNG13, whose product is annotated as G protein subunit gamma 13. The coding region runs from base 398 to 601 and encodes 67 amino acids. Gene Ontology annotation, cellular component: heterotrimeric G-protein complex. The record is from RefSeq and is a predicted model, not a curated record. Gene Ontology annotation, molecular function: G-protein beta-subunit binding. The transcript has 3 exons. Gene Ontology annotation, biological process: sensory perception of taste; phospholipase C-activating G protein-coupled receptor signaling pathway. NCBI's taxonomy places the organism in Eukaryota, Metazoa, Chordata, Mammalia, Artiodactyla, Suidae.